GUGAAGUGGAGAUGCAGGAGGGAGGAGAGUGGAUAUAAGGAGGGUGCUGCAGAGUGACAGUCUACAUUGACAGCAGAUCAGGCAGAAGGAUGAGUAGGACUCUGUUGUGGCUUGUGGCCUCUCUGGCCUUUGCCUCGCUCACUUCUCUGGCUGAUGGAGCUCCAUUGCAGGUGAUGUCUGCCCCCAACUUGUUGCGGGUAGGAACACCAGAAAACAUCUUUGUGGAGUGUCAAGACUGCACAGGAGGAGACAUCAGGGUCGAUAUCAAAGUGAUGAAUCAUCCAACCAAAACCAAAGAACUGGCAACCACAUCUGUGACCCUCACUACAGCAAACAACUUCCAGGAGUUUGGAAAAUUAACGAUCCCAGCUGGUGACUUCAACAAAGAUCCCAGCAUUAAACAGUAUGUGUACCUGCAAGCUCGGUUCCCUGACCGACUGCUGGAGAAAGUCGUCUUAGUGUCCUUCCAGUCUGGGUACAUCUUCAUCCAGACAGACAAGACCCUCUAUACCCCCAACAGCGAUGUUCGUUUCAGGGUAUUUGCACUGACGCCCCGCAUGGAGUCCACAGAGAUCGGACUCCAAACUAUUGACAUUGAGAUUGUGACCCCUGAAGGCAUAAUUCUACUACCAUUUCGUACUGCAGUCUCUCUGAAAUCAGGGAUCUUCUCUGGAAAGUACACACUUCCUGAAAUUGUUAGUUUUGGACUAUGGAAGGUGGUGGCGAGGUUUACAGACAGCCCACAGCAGAGCUACACUGCAGAGUUUGAGGUCAAAGAAUAUGUGCUGCCCAGUUUUGAGGUGAAACUGAUACCACAGAGCCCUUUCUUCUAUGUGGACAGUGAAGAGCUCUCAGUGGACAUCAAAGCUACAUAUCUAUUUGGUGAAGAGGUGAAUGGUAUGGCCUACGUGUUGUUUGGGGUUAUACAAGAGGGCCAAAAGAAUAGCUUUCCAAGUUCUCUACAGAAUGUGCAGGUCUUAAGAGGUGAAGGAAAGGUCACACUGAAGAGAGAACACAUCACAGACACUUUCAGAAACAUCCAAGACCUGGUGAGGAGUUCCAUAUUUGUAGCUGUCAGAGUGCUGACGGAGAGCGGUAGUGAAAUGGUGGAGGCAGAGUUGAAAGAUAUCCAGAUUGUAAAUUCACCAUACAGCAUCCACUUCACGAAAACACCCAAAUAUUACAAACCAAGAAUGUCCUUUGAUGUUACGGUUGAAGUUCUUAAUCCUGAUGGCUCUCCAGCAGAAGGUAUUACAGUGGUAGUCAAUCGUAGUCCGGAGGAGGGCCGCACUGGAGCCAAUGGCAUUGCAAGACUUACCAUCAAUACAGACGGAACAACUGGCAGACUGAUAAUCACCGCAAAUACCGCUGAUGAUCGUAUUACACCUGAAAGACAAGCAUCAGCCACCAUGGUAGCUCUCCCAUAUAUCACCAAAAACAACAAGUACAUCCACAUAGGUGUGGAUGGAGCAGAGGUGAAAUUAGGACAAAGACGGAAAGUCAACUUCUACAUACCCCCGAUGGAAAUUACACCAUCUGACAUGACAUACCUGAUCUUGAGUAGAGGUCAGCUGGUGUCAUAUGGCCGUUACAAGACAGAACAACUGAUUUCCAUGAUGGUUCCCAUUACCAAAGAAAUGCUGCCAUCAUUCCGCAUCUUAGCCUACUACCAUACAAAUGACAAUGAAGUGGUAUCAGAUUCUGUGUGGGUGGAUGUCGAGGACUCCUGCAUGGGCUCGCUGAAGCUGGAACAAUCGAGACCUGUUACAUCGUAUGAACCUCGUAAGAGGUUUCUUCUGAAGGUCACUGGAGACCCAGAAGCCACAGUGGGUCUGGUGGCAGUUGACAAAGGCGUCUACAUUCUAAACAACAAGCACCGCCUCACACAGAAAAAGGUGUGGGACAUUGUAGAGAAGUAUGACACAGGCUGCACACCAGGUGGAGGAAAGGACAGCAUGAGUGUGUUCUAUGAUGCUGGGCUGUUGUUCGAGUCCAGCACGGCCUCUGGGACUCCCUAUAGACUAGAAUUGAAAUGUCCAGCGCCCAGCAGGAGAAGAAGAAACACUAUAAUGGAGGUCACCACCAGUUUAGUGAGUCAAUAUAAAGACCAACUGCAACGUGACUGUUGUUUGGAUGGCAUAAAGGACAUUCCUGUUUCAUACACCUGUGAGAGGCGCAGUGAGUACAUCACAGACGGUGCAGCUUGUGUCGAGGCCUUCCUGCAUUGUUGUAAGGAGAUGGAAAGCCAGCGAGCUGAGAGGAAGGAGGACAACCUCCAACUGGCUCGCAGUGACAGCAGUUACAUGAACAUCCGUGAAAUUGUUCUUCGCACAAAAUUCCCUGAAAGUUGGCUGUGGAAAGAUAUCAAACUGCCUGCUUGCCAAACACCAAACUGUGACACCACAUCAGUUGUGGAAAAUGUUGCUUUGCAAGAUUCAAUCACAACCUGGCAGUUCACUGGCAUUAGUCUGUCAAGAACUCACGGAAUCUGUGUCGGCAAUCCAUUAGAGAUCAUUGUCCGCAAGGACUUCUUCAUUGAUCUCAGACUUCCCUAUUCUGCUGUCCGGGGAGAGCAGAUAGAAAUUAAGGCAAUCCUCCACAACUACAGCCCUGAUCUUAUCACUGUGCGUGUGGAUCUGAUUGAGGAGGAACAUGUGUGCAGUGCAGCUCAUAGGCGUGGGAAGUAUCGUCAGGAGGUUAAAGUUGGGGACCUAACUACACGAUCUGUAUCCUUCAUCAUUAUUCCCAUGAAGGAAGGAAAAUAUCCUAUUACGGUCAAAGCAGCUGUUAAAGACUCAUCGCUCAAUGAUGGAAUCAUGAAGAUGCUGCGGGUGGUGUCUGAAGGUGUUAUGACGAAAUCAUCUAAGAUUAUAAUUAUGGACCCAACUAAUAAAGGUGUAGGUGGUACACAGAAAGAAAUAAUCAGCAGUAACAUUCUGAAGAAAGAUAUGGUUCUAAAUUCACCUACUAACACAGAAAUCUCUGUGACAGGAAGAGAACAAGUAUCUCCACUGGAAAACGCCAUUAGUGGUAACUCAAUGGGUAGUUUGAUCUUCCAGCCUUGGGGCUGUGGAGAGCAGAAUCUGGCCCGCAUGACCCUGCCUGUCAUUGCAACCAUAUAUUUGGACCAAACCAACCAGUGGGAAGCUGUGGGUUUUGACAAACGCAAGGAAGCCCUCCAACACAUAAAAACUGGCUAUGAGAACGAGCUUGCUUACCGUAAAAAUGAUGGGUCUUUUACUGUGUUUCAAGGCGAUCAAAGUAGCACCUGGUUGACAGCGUAUGUUGCCAAGGUGUUUGCCAUGGCCAAAGAUCUGGUGGCAGUGCAAAACCACAUCAUCUGUGACGCUGUCAAGUUUCUGAUUCUCAAUGCACAGCAACCUGACGGCAUGUUUAGAGAAGAUGGAUAUGUGUUCAGUAGUGCAAUGCGAGCUGGUACAGAUUCAGAUGCCUCCAUGACGGCCUUCUGCCUUAUUGCUAUGCAGGAGUCACGCACAAUAUGCGAUCAAUCUGUAAAUAGUCUGCAAGGCAGUAUAGACAAAGCAGUGGGCUACCUGGAGACGCGUCUGCCCAACCUCAUCUACUCAUAUGCUGUUGCCAUUACAUCAUAUGCCCUGGCCAAUGAAAACAAACUCAACCAGAAGAUCCUCUACAAGUUUGCUUCCUCAGACUUGUCCCACUGGCCAGUACUGGGGAAUAAAGGAUAUACACUGGAGGCCACAGCUUACGCUCUUCUUGCUCUGGUCAAAGCAGAGGCCUUUGAAGAAGCCACACCUGUGGUCAGAUGGUUCAACCAACAGCAGAACGUGGGCGGAGGCUUUGGAUCAACUCAGGCUACUAUAAUCGUGUACCAGGCUGUAUCUGAGUACUGGGCCAAUGCUAAAGAACCAGAGUAUGAUCUUAAAGUGGACAUCUUGUUGCCAGGCAGGUCAAAGCCUGACAAAUUUGUUGUCAAUAGUGAAAACCACUUUACCACAAGGACAUCUAGAAUGAAAGUUAUAAACCAGAAUGUGACAGUGACUGCUAGUGGCACAGGAGAAGCAACAGUCAAAAUGGUGUCGCUGUAUUACGCUCUGCCUAAAGAAAAGGAAAACUACUGUCAGGAGUUUAACUUGUCUGUGGAGCUCAGACCAGAAAGUGAUGGGAAAACAUACAAGCUGACACUAAAAGUUUUGUUUAAGGACACACGGCGUAUUGCAACCAUGUCAAUUUUGGAUAUUGGCUUGUUAACUGGCUUCACCGCUAACACAAAUGACCUUAACUUAUUAUCCAAAGGACCUGCCCGCAUCAUUGCAAGAUAUGAGUUAGACUCAGCCCUGUCAGAAGGAAGUUCAGUCACCAUCUACCUGAACAAGGUAAGACAGCACUUUCUUCCUCUUCCCUUUUCUCUCUCCCUUGUUCUUUAUUUUGUUAUCUCUAUCUCACAUUUGUUUUACAUCUCUCCACAGGUUUCUAACGUACAACCAGAGGAGAUCACAUUUAGGAUCCAUCAGCAGAUGAGUGUGGGCGUCUUACAACCAGCUGCUGUGUCUGUCUAUGAAUACAAUAACCCAACACCUUGUGUGAAGUUCUACCAUCCAGAGAGGAGAGCUGGACAGCUACUGCAGCUCUGUAGAAAUGAUGUAUGCAGAGAAUGUGCUGAAGAGAACUGCAGUAUGCAGAAGAAGGGCAACAUCGACAACGAUGAUCGCACAGCUAAGGCCUGUGAGAGUACUGAGACCAACAAAAUAGAUUUUGUGUACAAAGUGGAGCUGCAGAAGUUUGAAGAUGGUUUGUCCACUGACGUUUACACAAUGCGAGUACUGAAAGUCAUCAAAGAAGGAACUACUGAUGUGGGUCCUCGGGGUAAACAGCGCACAUUCCUCAGUCCUAUGCACUGCAGGCAGGCUUUAGAUCUGAGAGAAGGCAAAACCUACCUUAUAAUGGGAACGUCCAAAGAUAUUAAGCACGAUGAUCAAGAUCAGUUAUAUCUGUAUGUGCUCGGUGAGAGAACCUGGAUCGAGUACUGGCCCUCAGAAGCAGAGUGUCAAACUGAGGAAUAUGGAAAUACCUGUAGGGGCCUAGAGGCGCUGGAACAGGGGUAUGGACUCUUUGGAUGUCAGCAGUAGUAAAUUUAAGGAAAUCAAAUGUUUCUUUUCGAAUAAUCUUUACUAUGCAUUGUUCUUAUGAUAUAAAACUUCUACUGUUUUAAGAUAUAGGGGCUGCAAAAGUUACAAUAUUACACUGCAUUGAUUAAAAUGUAAUGGUCUUAAUCUCAUUGUCUUUGUUUUAUGUACAAAUUAACUUUUGGUUAAUGUAGAAACUUCCAAAUAGUUCAAUAGUAUCACUGUUAUAUUGAUUACUGUAUUCUAAGCUUUGAUGAGUUCAACUCAAAGUUGAAGUUAAUAUGUAAUAAACUUUGACAAUGUUGAA
Messenger RNA from Dicentrarchus labrax (European seabass), 5412 nucleotides. RefSeq names its product complement C3-like. Lineage: Eukaryota; Metazoa; Chordata; Actinopteri; Moronidae. The record is from RefSeq and is a predicted model, not a curated record. The transcript has 42 exons. Gene Ontology annotation, cellular component: extracellular region. The coding region runs from base 90 to 5108 and encodes 1672 amino acids. Gene Ontology annotation, molecular function: endopeptidase inhibitor activity; protein binding.